Molecule: messenger RNA, 1227 nt
Organism: Trematomus bernacchii (emerald rockcod)
Lineage: Eukaryota; Metazoa; Chordata; Actinopteri; Perciformes; Nototheniidae
Gene: rnaseh2a
Product: ribonuclease H2, subunit A
Exons: 9
Coding region: 88-1014 (308 amino acids)
Biological process (GO): DNA replication, removal of RNA primer; mismatch repair
Cellular component (GO): ribonuclease H2 complex
Molecular function (GO): RNA binding; RNA-DNA hybrid ribonuclease activity
Source: RefSeq, a predicted model, not a curated record
CGUCAUUCAAGGCGCGCCAAAUCUGCAUCAGACAUAAACAACACGAAGUUGUGAACAGCAUCGAUAACGUCUAAAAGGCCUGCUGUCAUGGACCUCAGCCCCUUUGAAUCGGACAACUCUGUGAGCUGCCGCCUGGCCUCUGAGAUCCCGGAUGUCUGCCGGACUGAGGACUGCUGUCUGGGCAUCGAUGAGGCGGGCAGGGGGCCUGUGCUGGGGCCCAUGGUGUAUGGAAUAUGUUUCUGUCCAGUUUCCAAAAAGCAGGAGCUGAAGGACUCGAAAGUGGCAGAUUCAAAGACUCUUAACGAGGUAGAAAGAGAGAAUCUUUUCCAAAAAAUUGACGAGUCCAAAAGUUAUAUAGGCUGGGCUCUGCAGAUCAUCUCACCAAACACCAUCUCUACCAGCAUGUUACAGAGGACAAAAUACAACUUGAACGCCAUCUCGCAUGAUACAGCAAUUGAUCUAGUACAGUAUGCCUUGGACAGUGGAGUACAGCUUAAAGAGGUGUUUGUGGACACAGUCGGCCCAGCAGAUAAAUAUGAGGACAAACUCUCAAAGCGGUUUCCAGGUAUCGAUGUGACUGUGAGGCCGAAGGCUGACUCCCUCUUCCCCAUCGUCAGUGCAGCCAGUAUCUGUGCCAAGGUGGCAAGGGAUCGUGUUGUAAAAGGCUGGAGCUUUUCCGAGGACAUGGGAGAUGUGGAAGCAGACUACGGCUCAGGAUACCCAAGCGAUCCGAAGACUAAAGCGUGGAUGCUGAAGUACCUGGAUCCAGUGUUUGGUUACCCUCAGUUCGUUCGAUUUAGCUGGAGCACUGCCCAAACCCUGAUGGACAGCAAGGGCGUGACGGUCCACUGGGACGAUGAUGACGAGGAUGGGGAGAAAGGGGCUCAGCGUCAGAACAACAAAUCCAUGUUGGCUUACUUCAGUGCAUCAGCUGGAGGUAAAGACCAAAAAUCGACUCACCAGACACACCGCUUCUUCACUGAGCGGCGGCUGAAGAGCCUCGAGGCACUCUGAAGACAACACAGUAGAGGACACACACACAGGCAGGAAAUCAAAAGCUCUUUCUGAUAUUUCCAUGUGCGGCACAAACAGAAAUUGAUAUGGACUUUAAUGCAACACUGCAGACCUUUUAUGUUUGUAUCACCAAUCCAGACUCAAAUUAAGGUCUAUCUUUAUUUGUCACUUUUGUAUCUGUUUUUUUAUACAUAAAAAUAAUGUUAAUAACAA